UUCAAGUUUCGGAUCCAACGCAAGUAAUCUCUUCUCCUCUAUCUUUCUCUCUCCUUGAUUCUCUCUCUAUCUCUGUUUUUUUCUCUCUCUCUCUGUUUCUCUCUCUCUAAAAUUAGCCUAAUGGCAGAGAUCUGCUGCGUCAAGGAGAUCCAAGAAGAAGACGUGGAUACGAUCCGAUUGCCGACCCGACCGGAAUUGGACCUCCCCGAUCACGAGGACCCAACGGUCAGCGACGACGAUGGAUGCAAGACUCCAACAUCGUCCGAUCAUAGGAUUCCAGCGGCGAGGUACACGUUGUGCCCACCGGCUCCGAGAAAACCGGAACCAAACCGGUCUUCCGGGACGAAACGAAAAUUGACGGCGGUUAAUGCUGUUAACCGUAUACCGAUUGAUCUGAGCCGUGAGAUCGAGAUGUUUUUCCAGGAUUUGGACCGUAGGAUCAAGAACUCACGGAAACAAUAAGAAGAAGACCGGGAUUGUUGGUCAUUUCCUUUCUAAUUUAUGACUGUGUGUGGUGGUAAUUGAUCCUUUGAAUUUUUCCUUAAUUUCAUUUUUUCGAUCUUCAUUUUCUGUAUAUUACUAGCUGAUAACAAUAAAACUAUGAUUACAUAAUGAAUCCUUUCGUUCUGAUUUAUA
Eutrema salsugineum is the source of this 636-nucleotide messenger RNA. Its product is annotated as cyclin-dependent protein kinase inhibitor SMR3. Gene Ontology annotation, biological process: regulation of DNA endoreduplication. The record is from RefSeq and is a predicted model, not a curated record. The transcript has a single exon. NCBI's taxonomy places the organism in Eukaryota, Viridiplantae, Streptophyta, Magnoliopsida, Brassicales, Brassicaceae. The coding region runs from base 121 to 462 and encodes 113 amino acids.